AUGGAUAUAUGAGAAGAUAUUUGUAGAGUCAUACUUCUGGACACUUUAUCAAAUGGAAUGCUGACAGAAGAAAAAAUAAAGGAAAUUGAGGAAGAUAUCGAUGGGUUAAGACUUCAUAAAGAGCUUGAUGCUGGAUUUAACAUAAAACACUCACUAGAUGGCCAUUUUGAGGGCAUGGAAAUACAGCUAACUAAUUGCCAAAAAAAUCAUUGUUUGCAAUGCUUAGUCCCCCCCUCCUUCCUGAGCGAACACAAAACCAUUGGAAAAGCCCUAUAUUUUGGAUAAAAACUCGUCUGUGAACCGGCAAAAAUUUUAUAAAAAAUAUAAGUGAAUUAUUAUAAUGAAAUCUCUAGUUAUUCUGUUUAAUUUCAAAUCUUGCAUUUUACACCACAAAUUUGAUAAAUUUAAUUAAUUUUUACUUCUCAAUUUUGCGGUAUAUGCUUGCUUUUUAAUUUCGCACGAACAAAAAUUACUAUAAAACUUAUAUAUAAAGAAAAUAACCCUUUUCGUAAGCGAAUAAAAUUUUUUUGUUCGCCUUAGUUAGAAAAAAUAUUUUGAAUUACAGAGCUGCGAACACAACGUAAAAUUUACGAGAUUUGAGCAAAAGAAUAUUCCUUGGCAACUAGAAGUGCUUAAAAACUUAGAAUCGGAUGUGUUGUUCAAAAUAAAAAAUGGCUGCUGCUUUUCUUGUAAUUCUCUUUAUAAACUGAAAUCGCUUAUGGAUCAAAAAUGCUUUUGCAGAGUUUGCGAUGCCUGUAUAUAUUUAAAUUAUUCAGAGCGCAUAUUGAGCUGUCCUUCAUGCAAGCGCGAAUAUGAUAGAAAAGAUAUUAAAGAAAUAUACGAAAUAGGAACCAAAGAAAAACCAGGAGAAAAAAUCCCAUUAUUUGAUAGAUGCAGCAUUUGCAAAGGUAUAUUUGAUGAGGAUGCAUUUUUUAACAAAUGCCUUUGUGGGUGUUAUGUUUGCAUUUUAUGCAAGCUAAAUAUUGAAGAAUGCCCAAAUUGUAAACACCAUAUUGAAGUUAAAAAAGAAGCUGAGGUAGAAGAAGAAAAAGUAGAAGAGGAAAGUAGCGAGGAAGAAGAAGAAGAAGAAGAAAAGAAUGAAAUAGGGCAAGAACAUGAGGAAGAAAAGAAAGAAGAAGAGGAUGAGAAAAAUGAAGAUGAGGGAAAAGAAGGAGACAAUCCUUUAAGAGCUAGUAUAAUUAAAGAAUAG
Blepharisma stoltei is the source of this 1210-nucleotide messenger RNA. NCBI's taxonomy places the organism in Eukaryota, Ciliophora, Heterotrichea, Heterotrichida, Blepharismidae. The record is from the annotation of a GenBank genome assembly.